UAUAGGUCAAGGUCUCAUCAUCAAGGUCAUAGAACUGUGGGGUCAUCGGCAGUUGUUUGUAGAACUCAUCCUUUAAUUUACAAAGAUGGCUGAGGUCGCAUCCCCGGCUAGAAGGUACAGCAGAAAAGACAGUGUCUUGGCAACUCCCGGAAAAGAAGGUCAGCUGGUUGAUUUUGGAGCAUGGGCUGGCAAUUCUAUAGCAGUCUUCACAAGCGGAGGAGACUCUCAAGGCAUGAAUGCAGCUGUAAGGGCAGUAGUACGGAUGGGGUUUUAUCUGGGCUGCAAAGUAUAUCUCGUGAAGGAGGGCUACCAAGGCAUGGUUGAUGGGACUGAAAAUAUUGUUGAAGCCACCUGGUCAAGUGUUUCUGGAAUUUUGCAGCUAGGAGGGACAGUUAUAGGCAGUGCACGUUGUAAAGAAUUCCGAGAACGUCAAGGUCGACUAAAAGCAGCAGAAAAUUUACUGAAGUUCAAUAUCACAAACUUGGUGGUGAUUGGUGGAGAUGGCAGCCUCACUGGUGCAGACUUGUUUCGCCAGGAGUGGUCCAGUCUUCUGCAGGAGCUUGUCCAGAAUGGUACUGUGACUCAGGAGCAGGCCAUUCAGUGUCAGCAUCUUAACAUUGUUGGCAUGGUGGGUUCAAUUGACAAUGACUUCUGUGGCACUGAUAUGACCAUUGGAACCGACAGUGCUUUGCAUCGUAUUAUUGAAUGUGUGGAUGCCAUAUCUACCACGGCAUCUAGUCACCAAAGAGCAUUUGUUCUUGAAGUGAUGGGAAGGCAUUGUGGUUACUUGGCACUGGUUGCUGCCCUUGCCAGUGAGGCAGACUGGGUUUUCAUUCCAGAAUGGCCACCGGAAGGCGACUGGCGCACCACCCUUUGCAACAAGCUGGCUACUGAGCGUAAUCUUGGUCAGAGACUGAACAUUGUUCUGGUGGCAGAGGGUGCAAUGGAUCGAGAAGGCAAUGCUAUUUCAGCUGAUGAUGUGAAAAAUGUGCUGGUUGAGAGGCUGCAUUAUGACACACGUGUCACUGUCCUGGGUCAUGUACAGAGAGGUGGCAGUCCAUCCGCCUUUGACAGAGUUUUGGGGUCGAGGAUGGGUGCUGAAGCAGUGUUAGCACUGAUGGAUGCAGGACCCGACACACCAGCUUGUGUAGUCUCACUGGAGGGUAACCAGACUGUGCGUGUUCCCCUGAUGGAGUGUGUUGCCAGGACCAAAGCUGUCCAAGCAGCUAUGGAUGAGCGUAAUUUUGAGGAGGCAGUGCGUCUGAGAGGAAAGAGUUUCCAGAACAAUUUGAAUACAUACCGUCUAUUGAGCAAGUUGCGCCCUCCCUCCAGUCUUUGCACCCAGCAGGGGUCUGCUACAUCAACUUCUUUAGGUCCAGAGAUGAAUAUAACAGUCACUGUGCAGAUUUCAAAGGGUGAUGCAGUUAGUGAAAAGUUGACCCACCGAAACCUGGCUGUGAUGAAUGUGGGGGCACCAGCCUGUGGAAUGAAUGCUGCAGUACGAUCCUUUGUUCGUCUCGGUCUGACACAGGGCUUCCGCAUCCUGGCCAUUGAGGAAAGCUUUGAUGGACUGGUUGCUGGACGUGUAAAACCAUUUACUUGGCAGCAGGUCCAAGGUUGGGCUGCCUGUGGUGGAUCACUCUUGGGCACAAAAAAGCAGCUUGCUCAUGAGGUUGGUCUCGGUAAUAUUGCCGAGAAGCUUCGCGAGUUUAAGAUUGAUGGUCUACUGAUUGUCGGUGGCUUUGAGGCUUUCCACAGUGCUUAUGAGCUUGGCCAGAACCGUGCACAGUAUCCUGCCUUCUGCAUUCCUAUAUGUGUGAUACCAUGCACCAUCAGCAACAAUGUCCCAGGAACCGACUUCUCUCUUGGUGCUGAUACAGCUUUAAAUGAAAUUAGUGAUAUAUGUGACCGAAUCAAGCAGUCAGCAACAGGCACCAAGCGUCGUGUGUUUGUUGUGGAAACCAUGGGUGGAUUCUGUGGUUACCUGGCUACUCUCAGUGCCUUGGCAGCUGGUGCUGAUGCUGCAUACAUUUAUGAGGAGAAGACAACCAUCUCAGACUUGAGGGAUGACGUAUACCAUCUGAAAGAUAAGAUCCUGAAUGCUGGUGUACAACGUGGUCUAGUGCUGAGGGCAAACACACCUCAAGAGAGGGUUCGUUAUGAGAAUGAAAACGCCAAUCCCAACUACACUACCAGCUUCAUCCACCAACUUUUUGCCGAGGAGGGAAAGGGAGUGUUUUCUGUGCGAAUGAAUGUUCUUGGGCACAUGCAGCAGGGAGGAGUACCAUCCCCUUUUGACCGCAACUAUGGCACGAAAAUGUCAGCUAAGUGUGUGGACUGGUUCAAGGAACAUAUCAACAAAAAUACUACACAGUCUGGUCGUGUGGAAGCCAGGCGUCCGGACUCCGUUGUUCUGCUGGGAAUGCAGAAACGUUUCCUUUAUUUCAGUCCCAUCGAAGAGCUUGCCAUCAAUGUUGAUUUUAACAAGCGCCUUCCCUUGGAGCAAUGGUGGUUAAAGCUGCGGCCUCUUCUACGCAUUUUGGCCAAGCACAAGGUGGGAGCUUAUCAAGCCGAGGCAGAGCUUGCUGACUUGGAUGAAAUGACCACCUCAGACAAUUAUUAAGUUUUCUGUUGGCAGGGUUCCUGGUCCCAUGGUGUUUUGUUGAAGCUGUUCUGUGUCUGUUGCACAUACCACACUGAUUGUUACUUGUUUAGGGUGGGACCCUGGUUGCUAUGUGCUGUGAUGACAAUGGCGUUGGAUGUAGACGACUUUUUGUGUUGUUCUUUGUGUUGAUAAUUCACAAUGUGAUGGUAUGUAAACCAAUUAUUAGUGUUUGUUAACCUCCUCUCACUCCCUCUUUUCAUCGUGUUCAUUAGAAUCAACUGAUUGUACAUGAACAUCAUCUCCUAUUUAAAUAAAAAAAUUAUUCCCAUCUUUAAAAAUUGGAACAAAACCAGUGGCAUAUCCCUAUUUCUUUAAUUAGUGAGUUGUGUAGCUGGCUACGAAAGACCUCUCCAUUUGUGCCCACUGCAUGUUUUACUUUUGAAUUCUUUGUCUCUGCACUUCGCCUGAUGCUUCCAUUGCAAAGGACAGGCUUGUUUUACAUUGUUUCUAUUUUUAAUAGUUCUUGCAUGAAUUGUUGUUGACAUAUGUUGUUGUGUUAUUUUUAGAAAUCAUGCACCAGAUGAGGAGUGAACAUGCUAGACAAGUCUGCAUGGGGCAGGGGUAUGUGUUAAAAUAAGGACAGCAUUCACUAAUACCAAGGAUUAGCAUAAGGCUAGACGUAUAAUUCUGACAUUUGCAUUUGUCUGGAUUUGCUGAAGUCUACCCUGUGCAUCUUAAAGGCCGAGCUUCUCGUAACGAAUGGAAUGCAAAAGGAAGAAUGAAUGACAUGAUGAAAGCAUGACCUGAUAUGUAAAGUGUCCUGCACCAACUGUGGACAUUCCUUGUGUCAUGUUGGUGUGUUGGGUAUAUGAUGUCCAGCAUCUAUGGCAUUUAAGAUGGACUUGAACCCUGACUGCUGGUGUAGAGGGCUUACAUUCCUCACAUCUUUCCACAAAGUCAGAAGAAGUUCGGCCUUUAACUACAACGGAAAUCCCUAUGGUGUUGUCUGUAAGUUUAACUGGCAUAAUUCUUGUGUAAUACAUGUAAUCAUGUUGGCGAGCAGAUGCUUGCAUUGAAGAACUUGUUAUCACUGUGUGCUGUAACACCUAUAUGUGUGCGCCUCACAGUCCAUUAAUUGUGUGAGCUUAUCCAUCCUGUUUAACUUAUUGUAGGCUCCCUUGUGUGGACUGCUAUUGGGAUAUAUCUUUUUUCUUUUUAUUCUGCUGUGGUUCACUUUGCCAGUUUUGGUCCUCAUCUAUAGUGUGCAUAUUCAAAGACCAGUUCUAGAUUUUUUUUUUUUCCCCCUUGUGUAUAUUUUUUUCUGUUUUAAGAAAACAGCUUUGGAGACAUACGCUUACUUUUUGGAGGAAGAACUGGUCAGCAACUUUGCUGAGCCCAUCUACCCUACUCUUAAUUAUCAUAUUUUAUCAGUGAUUCAAAAAUUGCUUUUUUGUUUCUACAGUAUUAGAAAUGUGCGUCAUCCAGGCUGUUAGCUUACAUAGUGUUCUAGCUAUGUCAUCCGCUAGUUAAAAGAGUUAUGCAUAUACGAAAAGAGAGUAUGUGUAUGCAUCCACACAUGGGAUUGUAUGUGUAUGUCUGAUGUAUGCGUGUUAUUUUAAUGGCAAGCAGUUUCUCCAGGUAGUCUUUUCAGGAAGAUCUCACUAUCAUAGGACUGACACAUUUUGCAUGAUCAUACCCAACAUCUUUUCACUACUGGGUUUUUGUGUUUAGCAAUCAAAACUGAUAGACAGUGGUUGCCUCAGAAUGUACACAGAACAAAUUUUUUGCAUUUAACUUUUUUGUUAAAUUAUGCUUAACAGCACUCAAAAAUAGAUGAGAAUAUGUGUUAUACUCCAUGUCUUUAGAUGGUGUUACAGGAGUUUUUUUAAGUUGGGUCUUCAACUGUCACAUUCCUGCAGCAUACUGUCACUAGGUGUGUAACAUGUGUUAGGGGUCACCCAUAAGUUUCUCAAACUACUAGAACUAAGAUCUUAAAAGUCUGUUAAAGUAUUUUUAAAAAGUGCUGGUUGGUGAGGAGAGAAGAAAAGCUUUCAACUGAAAUUAUCUUAAAAAGGGUAAUAAGCACAUUUCAUGACAUCAUUUUCAGAUCAUUAUUUCUGUUAAAAAAGUAGUUUAGAUGUUUGAUUUCUUUUUUUUAAACAGAGACAAACACUGCAAUACUCUUAGUGCAAAUAAAACCAUAUUUAAAAAUGCACUAGAAGUCACCCAACAAACUGCCAUGCCAGGUAAACAUAUUGAAGGCCAUCUUAAACAGAAAAGACAAUGCUGAAAGUUGUGUUCACAAAAGACACAAGGCUGUUCAUUGCUGUGGCUGGGAGAAGAAUUUAACAAAAUUUUAGUUGUUUGUCUAGUGCAUACAGUAAAAUCUGUUAAGUUCUUAAAGAAUUGGCUUUUGUAAAUGUUUGUUCUUUAUACUUCUAUGGUUUCACAGCUCCAACCAGCUAUCCUUCAUCCCUUUAUUUCUUCUUGAAGUGGGUGGAUUGGACUGUUGGGAAUUUGCUACCAGACAGGAAACUCAACAUAAGACUGUUUUUUAGGGAGGGGGAGGGAGUGAAAGAGAGGAGGAAACUAAGGGGGGGAAGGGGGAUUCAACCUGGGUGUUGAUGAAAAGGAGCAAGGCUGGCUACAUAAUCAAAUUUCCAUUUUGUUAACUCAUGGCAGUUGAAGAAAAAACUAACCAGCUGCUUGUUGUAGCAUCAUCUUAAAUUGUUAUGCUGCUUUAGGAUUUAUGUAUGCACUUGACUGCUUUGAGCCAGAAUUAUGGAAUUUAAAAUUGUUUCAAAUAUUUUGCACAUUCAUUUUCAUAUGGCCCUUUUUGUUGCACUGGGUAGUGAGCUAGUUUAAUGACAUGUAAAAUAUGGGCGACUAGUCCAAGCAGUUUGGCACAUAUUGAGAUGACAUCAGUAUUUUAAGAUGACAAAUCAGCAUUGUUGUGGUAGGUACUAUGUAUGAUGUUUAGAACAUGAGUCCAUAUUUACAGGGUUUUGAUUUUUUACAAUCUACAUGGGAAUAUUAGUGAAGCAUGCACCAAAUUCCAGUUGUUGCCAUUUCUGUUGAUUUGCAAUCGUUAUUUUGGGCACAGUGUAGAACUAGCAGCUACACUUAGCAGCGCUCAUGGUCUUGACUCCUCCACCCUUACCCCCAAACCCAACUACCAACCAGAAACAAAGAACUUACAACUUUUUAAAUGUAUUUUGCGUUUUGAUAUUUUAGCUUACAUAAUCGCAAGCGUUUAAUUUUAAUUUGAGUGCCAGUCCUUGCAGCUUGCUGUCUUUAGUUUUGUGUGUAGUCUUGGCUGACCCGAUUACUAAAGUUUAAGUGGAGUUGCAAACAUUAGUUUUAAUUUGUUUUUUGUGCUUUUUUGUACACCUGAUAUUAUUUCUUUGCCAGGAAUUGAUAGCACACGAAGAAGGUAACGUUUGCCCUUGCCAGUUAUAAAGCGGCGGAGGUCGUUGAAGGGUUGGGGAUGGGGGCGGGGAACCGCAGAAGAAAAGAAAAACAAUAUCCGUGAAAAUAUCGUCUUGUGUCCAGGUGCGUGAGGAAACAUUUUGGUAGUGUCGCCGAUUCUUGCUGUGAACAUUUUAAAAUUUUUGUUAUCAAGUUUUCGUUCUUCAGUCAGUUCACAGUUGGCCAUCUAAAAUGCAUGUGGAGCAGCAACUGACUUACGGAGCGAAGAGCCAAGACACUCGUGCGUAUGUAUCGGUGUAUGCACACGCCCUGGUAGCUUGUUUGCUUCAGUUUGAAUUGUAAAUGGGUGUUUAAUCUUUUGUAAUAAACAAUUGUAAAGAGUGAUAUCGGACAUAUUCAAAGAAAACGAACAAAGUGCUUUAAUUCACAAGGAAGGCUCAUAGUAAGAUGCAGUGUCGUGGUACUUCAUCUUCUUGCAUUGGGUGGACAUGAUGCAGCCACCAGUGUUCCAGUAUGAGUUAGGGGUGGACGUCUCUGGCGUGUGACUAGGUGCGAACUCUACUCCUUUCAACUUUUUUUUUUUUUUUUUUUUGAAUUGGUCACAACCAGGUAGACUGGUUGAAGACAAGAUCUGAAUCCGACAAAUCUGAAUUCAUCCCUUCCCGCCUUGUGUGAACGCUGCUUUUGGAAACUGUGGUGUAAAUACUGGAAGAUAGGGUAUGCAUGCGAGCGGCCAUUAUUUUGUCGGUGCGUUCAGGAAAAUUGUUGUUAGGAAACUUACUUUUUUUAAGCCAUUGGUUAUUGACCGUCAGCUGAGGUUGUAAGUGAAUUUGUAUAUAUAUAUUCAGUUGCAGCUGGGUUUUGAAAAAAAAUCAUUUAAGCUGAUUUUACUUGCAAAACUGUGCAGUAGCUGGAGUCACUACAGCAUCGGAUGUCUUUUUGUGUCUUUCUUACCCGGAUUAGGCGUUAGAGAAUUUAGACCAGUGCAGUUUUGCAGUAUCGAUGGUUUGCACUUCUUGUUUAUGUGCAUGAUUCCCAUUUAGUGCGUAUGUACUUUCGCUGUACCCAGAAAGUUGUGUGCCAUUUUUUUACCAUUGUUUUACUCCAAUAAAGCAGUCUAGCGCCAC
Pomacea canaliculata is the source of this 7161-nucleotide messenger RNA. RefSeq names its product ATP-dependent 6-phosphofructokinase-like. The transcript has 22 exons. Gene Ontology annotation, cellular component: cytoplasm; 6-phosphofructokinase complex. Gene Ontology annotation, biological process: fructose 1,6-bisphosphate metabolic process; fructose 6-phosphate metabolic process; canonical glycolysis. NCBI's taxonomy places the organism in Eukaryota, Metazoa, Mollusca, Gastropoda, Architaenioglossa, Ampullariidae. The coding region runs from base 86 to 2623 and encodes 845 amino acids. The record is from RefSeq and is a predicted model, not a curated record. Gene Ontology annotation, molecular function: fructose-6-phosphate binding; 6-phosphofructokinase activity; identical protein binding.